Durusdinium trenchii is the source of this 4130-nucleotide messenger RNA. Lineage: Eukaryota; Dinophyceae; Suessiales; Symbiodiniaceae. The record is from the annotation of a GenBank genome assembly.
GAAACCGUGCCACUAUCUAUUUGGGGAUCACUCUAAAUGGAUCCCGACACGUGCUUGGCAUUGCUUGUGCAUUGCUUGUGCCCGACCUAAGGGGAUGGACACCAAGUUCGGUGGCCGAUUGGAGAGGGAUCUAUUUGGAGGUCUAUCUCGAGAAGGUCAAAAAGAGGAAGAUCAAAUGCUGCCCCUGCCGACGCAAGAACCAAAACAAGCAACGGAAGGCGCGCACCGGCAUCGAAGAUGAAGCUCGAACCAUGCGAUGGCGCGUGCUGAACAAAGAAGGCUUCCUGCAGGCGCUCUUCUACUUGGAAUACGACAAGAAGCGGCGGCGGAAGGGCGACCAGCUCAUCAUCACUGCUGAUGUGAUGAUGGUGACCGAGAUGGGACAGGCCAAUGGUGAGAAGGUGGCGACCUACAAAGGCACCAUGCAGGUGGGCACUUGGGGGACAGUGUAUCUCUAUGACUGCGAGAGGCAAGACUCUGUGCAAGGAGAGAGCGAGAAGGUGAAAACCUUCUUUACCCUAGAGACGCGGCCCAUCUCUGCCCGGCCCUUCAAGCUGGAGAACGCCAAGCCUUGGGAUGACAAAACGUCCUUGGCGAUGAUCAUGCGCGCCGCGAAGUACGGCCGACGAACCAGUGUUCAGGGCAACAUCAUCAGCCGUCUGAACCUGACGUCCCCAAAGGGACAUCAGAAGCACAAGCUGAAAGAAGAAGAGGAGCGCGGUGAAUCCAAGAAGAGCCGGAAGAGUAUCUGGUCCGUUGGGUCCCUCCUGAGGAAGCAACCCACGGACGAGAUUAGUCAGGAGUCCCACGAUGAGGCUGAUGAGCUUAUGAAUCCUCAGUCGGCGGGGGGCGAUUCUGCCUGGACCAUCGACCUGAAGCCUCUGGUGCGCUUGCGCGCGGAAGAUAGGAAUGCCCUGCCAGAGGGAGUGGAAGAGGUGGAUGUGGACGUGGCCCUUCAGAGCACCGUGAGUCGCAAUUCCACGCAGCUUCGCUCCUUCUUGGACAAGUUCCUCGAGCUGAACGAGUCCGAGACCCUCGGGGAGCCGAAGCGGCAACAACGGCACUGGCUCUUGCAGAGGAAGGUGAACACCUCCUCGUCCUUCUCGGCUGCACUGCUGGAGGAAUGCAACCGCGAGUGGAAGCCCACGGACUGGCAAGUCAUGUGGCAUUCUGGCAAGGGGCCGAACAUCAAGGGCCAGCAGGGCCAGCCCUGCAUCAGCGAGGGUCAGGAUGUGGUGCCAUUGAUGGAAGCGGAAUUCCGCCGGGAUUGCGUGGUCUUUUACAAUACCCUCUUCCCGAGCGUCGACUCCUCGAACUUCCAGCUGCUUCGGGAUAUCUACCUCUCGGAUGACGGGCCGGUGCGCUUCCGCAAGGCGGGCCUUCACUUCGGAGUGGAGGUUCAGAGCAUGAGAACCAGGAAGAGCGACUUCCAAGGAACGGACCUAGUUUCGGACAUGAUGAGGAAGGUGAUGUCCAGGGUGUCAGCCAGGCCCAUGGGCAAGAUGCUCCAGUGGCAGUCCGUGGCCUCCUCGAGGCGGAGUGGCUAUGAUAACUCACCCAAUGGCCGCGAGGAGGACUUGGAGCUGGGCGACACGUGGCCCAGUUCGCCGGCUGGGCACCACAAGGAGGCCGGCAUGGGAUCGGCGACCAGCAGCACGAACAGCCAAGAUCUGGCACCGGCGCGGAGCCCAGAUCUGGCAUGUGAAGAAGUGCGGAAGGCGAAUGUGUCGGAGUCGGACGCCAUGUCCAGUCGGAGCCCACGAGAUGAGGCUCGCUCCGUGGUGGUGCCACCGCGAGCCCCCGAGACGGGUGCGGGUGCCCUUCUCGUGGUGAGCCGUCGGACUUCCCGACGAGAGGAGGUGCGUGGUGACGCUUUUGGGUUCUUGGACAUGGCCCUGAAGUCUAGCAGCGAAAAGAGUUCUCAGGACUGGCACAAAUUGCACGCCUUGCUGGCUGCAAAGGUGGGCAGUGUUCAAACAGGCUGCUUUGGAAGCGGCAUAAGCAGUGGCUGCUGCCAAUGCUGCUGCCGCGCCCUGUACCACCACGUCCUGCCGCUGGGGGGCCGUGAUGGCCAAAUCAAGCGCAGCAGGGGAGCCGUGGAGGUCUCCUUCCCAUGCCGGGCCCCACGACGAUUGAGCAACAACGCCGGACGUGGGGGCAACAUCUCAGCCGCAAACCUCAGUGGCCUGGAUGGCCCUUGCGGGGGCAAAGACUGGGAGAAGCCGCGAACCGGGACCUCCAGCACCUGGCACCCUCGUCGGCAGCGAGAGGGGCAAGUGCCUCAACAAUGGCUGACUGACAACAACCGGCAGCGCUGCAUGGUCUGUGGCCUCAGCGUCUCUGUCCGGUCUGGUGUCCACCCCACCGCCCGUGCUGCAUUCAGUGGUAGCGACGCUGGCCGCGCUGCUGCCGCCCUCACACUGCCCUCUCUGGAUGAGCUGCAGUCAGCACAAGGUCGCGCGUUGCGUCACAUCCCAGCCGCUGCCCGCUUCCUGUGGGGACAGGCUCUGGGUCGGGCCUUUGCUGCUGCUGCCCACCACAAUGAUUUGCGGACAUGGACAGAAUUGCUGAUGUUACCGCAGUGUGUGCUGUCAGCACCACCUCGGGCUGGCCGGCGCCACAGUCUCUGGGACGAUGCCGGCCGGCCACCUGGUGGGCCCAAGCCGCGUUUGAGUGUCGCCAAGAAACGCGAGUUGGCCAUCGACCUGGCCAGAGAAGGCUUUGACCGGAAAGCGUGCAAUGCCCUCCUGCAGAAUGGGCUUUGCCCUGAAACAGCCGACACUGUGGCAGCCCUCCGUGCUCUCCACCCUGCUCAGCCCAAACCCCGCUUGGACCUUGCCUCCUUGCCCUUGGCUGACGAGAUCUCCGAGGACCUUGUGGCCCGAGCACUCCGCAGCUUUCCAGCAGACACAGCCCCCGGCCCUUCGGGCCUCCGCGUGCAACACCUCCGUGAAGCAGGUGCGCCUGGCACCACCCACAGCUUGGUAGCUCACUUGGCCCGCUUGGUGAAUUUGAUGGCCCAAAGCCAGGUUUGCCCGGCAAUUGCCCCAGUGCUUGCUGGCGCCGGUCUGGUUGCCUUUCCCAAACCCAACCGCGGUGUGCGCCCCAUCGCUGUUGGCGAAAUCCUCCGGCGGCUCACAGGCAAGUGCCUCAUGCAAACCGUGCAGGAGGACGCUCGGCGGGCAUUUUGGCCGACGCAGCUGGGGGUGGGCAUCAAAUCCGGAGCUGAGAUCGGUAUCCACACUGUGCGGGCUUGGACCCAGCGGAACGGAACCGCCGCCAACAAAGUUCUCCUGGAUUUUGCCAAUGCCUUCAACCGCAUUUCCCGCCACCACGUCCUGGAGAGUGCGACAGUCCAGUUCCCUGGGCUUGCCCGUUGGGUCACAUGGUGCUACCAGGAGCCUUCUGCCCUGCGCUUUGGGACUGCUGUCAUCUCGUCAGCCGGUGGGGUGCAACAGGGAGACCCCUUGGGACCAUUGUUGUUUGCUACAGCCAUUCACCAACUCACUCAAGAACUCCGAGCCGGGCCGCUGGACCUCGCUCUUUUCUAUUUGGACGAUGGCAUCAUUGCGGGGGAUGUGGCAGCCGUUGGUGCUGCUUUGGGCCAUAUUCAAUCGCGUGGUGCUGCCUUGGGCCUGGCUUUGAAUGCCGCCAAAUGCGAGGUGGUUGCAGUUGGCCAGCUCCAACAUGCUGACCUGGUGCCGCACCUGCUGUCCGAGAUCCUCUCUGGCUGUGAUGGUUCCUCGCGGCUGCAACGGGAUUUCGAGUUUCUUGGUGGAGCAAUUGGUGGGGACGCCUUCGUUGAUGCCCACACCAAGGGGCGGGUUGAGGCAGUUGGCCCUUUGCUUGACGCCCUUGCUGCGCUGGGCGAUGCCCAAGUCGGGCUGCACCUGCUGCGAUCCUGUGCUGGCUACGGCCGCCUAGUUCACAGCAUGCGCCGGGCACACAUGGACCCAGAGGACAUCCACGUCUCGCUGGAUGCGAAGGAGGCCUGGCUGCAGGCGAUCUGGAAAGGGAGUGGGUUGAUUGGCCGACCUCGGAAGGAAAUAACCUUGAAGCUGGUUGAGCCUGUGGAUGAUGAGCAAGAGGUCCAGAAGGAAGCGGAAGAGGCCAGGAGAUUGACGGAUUGA